AUGGCCGUCGCCUUUAGGAGGGAUCUAUGGCGCGAACCGCAAGGAACAUGGUAUCUCGACGAGCGGAUUGCCGAACACGAGACGUGCCGAAUAUACUUGAUCGAGCCCGACGACAAGGUGCUCCUCCGGGUGAAGACGACGCACCUGUCGGGCCAGCAAGGACUGGUGCGCAUGACGUUGUCCCAUGUGCGGUAUAAUGAGGACAGGGCCUCGUCCCGGGUCUCGUGGAGACGGUUGCGCCGGAGCAGCUACACCCGGUCUCAGCCCUACCGCUCCAACUACGGCACCACGGGCAUGUCCAUCGACGUCUUCGACCGGUACAGACGCACCGUCUUUCAUUGCGACCAGGUGAGACGCGGUCGUGCGUAUAUGUGGCGGAUCAGACUCUGGGACGGCCCGAACCCAGUUGGUGAGUUGCGUUGGUGA
This is a messenger RNA of Capronia epimyces CBS 606.96, 426 nucleotides long. RefSeq lists its product as uncharacterized. Bases 1 to 426 code for a protein of 141 amino acids. The transcript has a single exon. The record is from RefSeq and is a predicted model, not a curated record. Lineage: Eukaryota; Fungi; Ascomycota; Eurotiomycetes; Chaetothyriales; Herpotrichiellaceae.